This is a messenger RNA of Gossypium arboreum, 1314 nucleotides long. Its product is annotated as autophagy-related protein 101. Gene Ontology annotation, cellular component: phagophore assembly site. The transcript has 7 exons. Bases 308 to 898 code for a protein of 196 amino acids. Gene Ontology annotation, biological process: autophagy; autophagosome assembly. Lineage: Eukaryota; Viridiplantae; Streptophyta; Magnoliopsida; Malvales; Malvaceae. The record is from RefSeq and is a predicted model, not a curated record.
AUCAGAACUGGGAAAAUGAAAAAGCAUAAGACGUCCGGAGUUAACACGUUAUUAAUCAUGCUUAUGUAAGCCACCUUAUUUUUAUUAUCCAAACGCCAUUAAAGAAAGAAAAAAAAAAUGUGAGACAGAUAUAUCCAAGCCUAAACAAAGUAAAAGGCACACACUCUGCCGAUUAAAAGAUCGAUUAAGCAAAAAAGUAAAACAAGUUUCGAUUGAAAUCUAGGGUUUGAUCCAUCCAAUUUUCUUCGAUCUCUUUUUUUUUUUUCUCUUUUAGUUUCUUCUGGGUUUCCCUCUUUAAACAAUUAUCAUGAACUGCGAAGUCUGCCAACUCAAAGAACUGGAAGUGGAGCAUUUUGAAAUUCGCGAAGUUUUGCGCUGCAUUUUACAUACAAUAGUGUUUCAUAGAGCAUUAGGUCUAGUUCGGCCCAAAGAUGUGGAUUUGGAGCUUUUUGAAAUUACUUAUGUGCAAUGUGGGGAUGUGGAACUUGAGAAGAAAAUAGAUGAGAAGAUUGAUCAUUUCAUAAGUUGGGUGGAAAAACAUCCCAAUAAGAAAAGUCAGAUAUGCUUAUCGUUUUAUGAGGUGAAAAGCAAGCAGCCAUCUUGGUUCACUAAUAAAACCGAGCGCUUAUAUUGGGAGCAAUGGUAUAUCAAUUUGAAUGUUACUCAACACCCAAAACACCAUUCAAGCAAAUCUCAUCAUACCAAACUGGUCGUUGACCCCGGAGAGAGAGCUACUGAGGAGAGAAGUUCUCGUAGAGCAAUGGUUGAAGCAUCUCUUCGAGAGGUUCUGUUUCAAAUAAUAAAGUUUGUUAAUGAGAAGAAGGACCAUGUGCCCCCCAUAUCCGAGGGUGUCAUUUAUUUUCCAUAUGAAAUUACCAUACCAAGGAAAUUUCAAUGAGGAACAUGUUUAGAAAUGGUGAGUUAAUAUUGUGCUGCCAUUACUCAGUUCAUCAGAUUCUGCGUUUGGGAUGGACAUGAUCAAGAGGAUGCUCCACAGCGGGCAUCCAACCAUGCUCAGCUGAUUAUCGGACUGGGGGCAAGAUUAUUGAACUUGGGUUAACGGUUCCUCUACUAUUCUUUAAUGCAUGAAUAGAACUUGUAACAAAGCAAAAUGCAGAUGAGAUGAAAGCUAAAGAGACACACGCAGGGUUUUAAUAUCUGAAGAUAUAAUAGCAAGGUGCAUAAUUGAAUCCAUUAUCUUGUAAAUAUUAUAGCAUCUAUUGUCCUUUUCCAUUACUUUCACUGUAUAAUACUAUUACUAAAAUUAACUUCUCAACAGUACGUGUUUAUUAUAUUGUUUUCAUGUUUAUUAAA